AGCCCCAGACGCUGAAGCAGGCGGGGAUCGGGAAGGCCGUGAGGCUCGGCGAGGUCAAGGUUUGGAGGUUACGGGUCCGAGGCCCCGCCUGAGGUAAGAGGAGCCUGCCCACCUUCUAGGACACCGCGGGAAGACCCUGCGCCCGAAGUUAAACUUCUACGCAUCCGUCGGAAUUGGGAAACGGAGCACGUUGACGUUCUCGGCGUCUCGCCCCUAAAAAGUGCAGCCGCAAAGGUGGUCGCAGUCCGACUUUUCUGCCCCCUGCCCCUUCCUAUUAGGUCUGCAGAACUUCCGAGCGUCUGAGCGCCUGGCACCGGACAGGCGCACGGGAGACGCUCAAUAAAUGUUCCCUUGUGGAUGAGUAGAAGAAAUCGGAGGCCAAUAGGAAGGAGAAGCGUGUUGAUCCUCAAGUUGGGGACACCAGAGGCGCGAGCAUUUAUUGAACCCUUAUUGUAGGCGCUGACAAGCCAGUCUUUGUCUCCAUUUUACCGAGGAAUCAGAGGCUCAGAGAGAUGAAGGCACCUCCCCAAGGCUGCACAGCUCGUAAGUGACUGAGACUGAAUUGGAAACCUGGGGCCUCUGGUUCCAAGUCAGCACUUCCAAGUCGGUGACAAGUGAAGUUCAGGGGAACAAACCGAAGAGGGAAGAGUCAACAGGUCGCUGGAGCUGCCAGCCAUUUGGAACUGAAACACUGCAGAAGAGGAAGCAGAGUGUGAAGGCCAGGCCCCGUGGGGGCUGAUGGCCGGCAGACAGCUGAAUGUGCCCUGGGUGCUGCAUUUACUCUGCGUGCUGCUGAUGGGGACAGUGUCCAGGGCCAGUGGCCCUUCUAUGGGGACCCACACCAGCCCCGAGUUUCCAGCCUCCGGUUUGAACCAGACCCUCAUGGUAGAUUGUCGUGAUGUGUGUGGCCUGAAUGCCUCUGACCGAUGUGACUUCAUCCGGACCAACCCUGACUGCCACAGCAAUGGGGGCUACCUGGACUACCUGGAAGGCAUCUUCUGCCACUUCCCCCCCAACCUCCUCCCUCUGGCCAUCACUUUCUAUGCUUUCUGGCUGCUUUACCUGUUUCUGAUUCUGGGAGUCACGGCGGGGAAAUUUUUCUGCCCUAACUUGUCAGCCAUUUCCAGCAUGCUCAAACUCUCCCAUAAUGUGGCAGGCGUCACCUUCCUGGCUUUUGGGAACGGUGCCCCUGAUAUCUUCAGUGCCUUGGUGGCUUUCUCGGACCCGCACACAGCCAGCCUGGCCUUCGGGGCACUGUUUGGUGCUGGUGUGCUGGUCACCACGGUGGUGGCCGGUGGCAUCGCCAUCCUGCGCCCCUUCUCGGCCGCCUCCAGGCCCUUCCUCAGGGACAUUAUUUUCUACAUGGUGGCUGUGUUCCUCACCUUCACCGCACUCUACCUCCGCAGGGUCACGCUGGCAUGGGCCCUGGGUUACAUAGGCUUGUACGUGUUCUAUGUGAUCACUGUGGUUCUCUGUACCUGGAUCUACCAAUGGCAGCGGAGGAGAACCCUGGUCUACUCUAUGCCCGGCACUCCAGAGAUGCUCUCAGAUUCCGAGGAUGAGCGGAUGUCUUCUACUACCAACAGCUAUGACUACAGGGAAGAGGGCCAGCCGCUGCUCUUCUACCAGGAGACCACGGCUCAGAUCCUAGUCCGGGCACUCAACCCCCUGGAUUACAGGAAGUGGAGGUACAAGCCGGCAUACUGGAAGGUCCUCAAGGUGUUCAAGCUGCCCGUGGAGUUCGUGCUGCUCCUCACCGUACCCCUCGUGGACCCUGACCAGGAAGACAGAAACUGGAAACGGCCCCUCAACUGCCUGCACCUGGUGAUCAGCCCGCUGGUCUUGGUCCUGACGCUGCAGUCGGGGGCCUAUGGCGUCUAUGAGAUAGGUGGCCUCUUUCCCGUCUGGGGCGUGGUGGUGAUUGUGGGCACAGCCUUGGCUUCAGUGACCUUUUUUGCCACAUCUAACAGCGAGCCCCCCAGGUUUCACUGGGCCUUUGCUUUCCUGGGCUUCCUGACCAGCGCCCUGUGGAUCAACGCAGCGGCCACAGAGGUGGUCAACAUCCUGCGGUCUCUGGGCGUGGUCUUCCGGCUCAGCAACACGGUGCUGGGACUCACGCUGCUGGCCUGGGGAAACAGCAUCGGAGAUGUCUUCUCUGAUUUCACGCUGGCCCGCCAGGGUUACCCGCGGAUGGCGUUCUCGGCCUGCUUUGGUGGCAUCAUCUUCAAUAUCCUGGUGGGCGUGGGGCUGGGCUGCCUGCUCCAGCUCUCCAGGGGCCACGCAGAGGUGAAGCUGGAGCCAGACGGACUGUUGGUGUGGGUCUUGGCCGGCGCCCUGGGCCUCAGCCUCGUCUUUUCCCUGGUCUCCGUCCCACUGCAGUGCUUCCAGCUGAACAAAGUCUAUGGCUUCUGCCUGCACCUCUUCUACGUGAGCUUCCUCGUGGUGGCCCUGCUCACGGAAUUUGGGGUGAUUCACUUGAAAAGUGUGUGAGUGAAGCCGAGUAUCCAGGUCCAUCUGGUGGUGGGGAGGUGUCACUGCAGGCGGUGAGACGGCAGAUGGAAGAUGGAGGGGCCUUCCGCAGAGCCGGCAGGGAGGGACCCGCACCUCAGUGAAUGGGGUGUGGGCCCUGGGGGGCCGCGCUCUCUCUCGGCUGAAAAUUCCCAGGUGCUGCUGAGUCCAGGGAGAAGCGCUAAAGCCUCGUUUCCGGGACUUUGGAGACUGGGCUUCACUGUAGGUGGACAGUUUCAGAUGGAAGGUCAAACUUCCUUGAAUCAUCUCCAGAGCCUCUUGAAGUUUGGGGUUUGGGGUGAAGGGGAUGACCGGGUGCCUUCCAGGCUGGUGUUGGAAA
This is a messenger RNA of Hipposideros armiger (great roundleaf bat), 2848 nucleotides long. RefSeq names its product solute carrier family 8 member B1 (gene SLC8B1). Lineage: Eukaryota; Metazoa; Chordata; Mammalia; Chiroptera; Hipposideridae. Gene Ontology annotation, biological process: intracellular calcium ion homeostasis; calcium export from the mitochondrion. The record is from RefSeq and is a predicted model, not a curated record. Gene Ontology annotation, cellular component: membrane. Bases 739 to 2490 code for a protein of 583 amino acids. Gene Ontology annotation, molecular function: calcium:sodium antiporter activity. The transcript is spliced from 16 exons.